Messenger RNA from Lytechinus pictus (painted urchin), 1044 nucleotides. RefSeq names its product orexin receptor type 2-like. Gene Ontology annotation, molecular function: peptide binding; G protein-coupled receptor activity. The record is from RefSeq and is a predicted model, not a curated record. The transcript has 3 exons. Gene Ontology annotation, cellular component: plasma membrane. NCBI's taxonomy places the organism in Eukaryota, Metazoa, Echinodermata, Echinoidea, Temnopleuroida, Toxopneustidae. Bases 1 to 1044 code for a protein of 347 amino acids. Gene Ontology annotation, biological process: G protein-coupled receptor signaling pathway; cellular response to hormone stimulus.
AUGAAUAGCACUGCGCUCUUCGUCGAUUACGCGUACGACAUGUACGACGGGAGUGACUUCGCCUUCGAGAACGCCACUACGGUCGACUUUUAUCCUGACAUUCCCCCUUAUGGGCUCCUGCAAAGAGCGAUUUUCUGGUACAAGCGAAUCCAAAUCGUGCUCUCGGCUGUGGCCAUCGUCUUCAUCAGCAUCGCCCUUCUGCUCAUCGCCAAAGAGAAGUCUUUUCACAGCAUAAACAACUACUUCAUCGCAAAUCUCCUCACAUCCGAUUUUGUGAUAGCCAUUAUGUCAUUGGCAGAUGUGUUCAGGUCUUACUCCUUAGGUCAAUGCGGCGGCAUUUACAGAUACUUUUACUAUGUGACAUAUCAAGUUUCGUGCUUCACAUUGCUUCUCCUAACCCUCACCCGAUACGAUGCGAUCAUCAACCCUCUACAAUCAGUCGGCCGUUGGAAUGGCCGCCGAGUUUCUAUCGCCAUCACCAUUAGCUGGUUGGCUUCCUUAACGGUGCACAUACCGUCUUACUUCUUGGUCUGCCGGCCAGCUACCCCCAUGGACCUUGCCAAUCACAUGUACUCCUACACCGUCAUGUUCAUUAUCCCGGGCAGCAUCCUCAUCGUCUGCUACGCCCGCAUCCUCUGGCGCGUGCUCAAUAACACCUUCCGAAAGAAACAAACCAUCGCUAAGCAACAGAAUACCAGGCUGGUCCGCGCCCUCCAGACCAAACUGACAAGGAUGGUGGUCCUGAUCCUACUGGUGUUUUUCCUCCUCCGCGCCCCCGUCAGCACCUAUCUUCUCUACAAGUACAUCUCAGGCUGGGCGACAGUCGGCUGGACGAGCAUGGUGAGGGAGCGCAUCGCCCUUUUUGUCUUCAUGCUAUUGUACCAGUCGUGUAGCGCAGUCGAUCCCUUCGUGUACGCUUUCUCGGCGCCGCAGUUUCGGAAGUAUCUCGGGGAGCAGUUGCGAUGCUGUCUGCGAAAGCCAUCGCAACAUACCAUUCAACAGCCACCGACUGCAAUGAGUCAACUGUCUGAGAACCAAGUGUAA